GACUUCGCAGAUCCGGAUCUCUUGCAAGUUGGCUCUGACUGGUGGGCUUUCGCGAGCAACAACCACAAAACCAUCGCCAAAAUUGGUGGCAGCUUGAUCAACGUACAAGUUGCAUACUCUCCGGAUUUCAACACAUGGUCGGUGACUGGAAGCGAUGCGUUGCCGACGGUCGGUGCUUGGGUCGACCUUAAUGCCGGCAACCAAGGUGCUGCUGUUUGGGCACCGAGUGUCAGCAAGAACAAGUCUGGUAAAUAUGUCAUGACCUACUCGGCUGCUGUCAAAGGAAGCCCAGGCAAGCAUUGCGUUGGUGCUGCCGUGGCAACUAAGCCUCAAGGCCCAUACACGCCGCAGGCCACGCCUCUCGUUUGUCCACUUUCCCAGGGUGGCGCGAUAGAUUCGGACAAUUUCCUGGACGUGGAUGGAACACAGUACGUUCUAUACAAGGUAGAUGGCAACAGCAUUGGCCAUGGCGGCUCAUGUAAUAAUGGUGUCGCGCCUAUCGUCGAUACACCUAUCAUGCUUCAAAAGGUGGCAGACGAUGGUGUUACUCCUGUUGGCAGCCCUGUCAAGCUUCUGGACCGCAGCGACCUCGACGGACCUCUGAUCGAGGCUCCUUCGCUGAUGCGUACUUCCAACGGCAAAUACGUGUUGUUCUUCAGCAGCAACUGUUUUGCGACUUCGAAGUACGAUGUCACUUAUGCAUUCGCCGACAACAUCAGCGGUCCCUAUGUUAAAGCAGGUCCUAUGUUGGUCACCGGUACUGAUAAUUUGUACGCACCUGGUGGUCAAUCGGUGGCUGCUGAUGGCAAGCAUAUGAUGUUCCAUGCC
This is a messenger RNA of Aureobasidium namibiae CBS 147.97, 828 nucleotides long. RefSeq names its product Arabinanase/levansucrase/invertase. The annotation marks the transcript as partial. Gene Ontology annotation, molecular function: hydrolase activity, hydrolyzing O-glycosyl compounds. Lineage: Eukaryota; Fungi; Ascomycota; Dothideomycetes; Dothideales; Saccotheciaceae. The record is from RefSeq and is a predicted model, not a curated record. Gene Ontology annotation, biological process: carbohydrate metabolic process. The transcript has a single exon.